Hydra vulgaris (swiftwater hydra) is the source of this 1945-nucleotide messenger RNA. RefSeq names its product TBCC domain-containing protein 1. Gene Ontology annotation, biological process: maintenance of Golgi location; maintenance of centrosome location. NCBI's taxonomy places the organism in Eukaryota, Metazoa, Cnidaria, Hydrozoa, Anthoathecata, Hydridae. Gene Ontology annotation, cellular component: spindle pole centrosome. The record is from RefSeq and is a predicted model, not a curated record.
AAAAAAAAUUUGCGGACGUGAAAGAUACAAUAGCAUUUUAAUAAGGUUGAAACUAAAUUUCAGUGAGCAAAUCCAAGUUUUGCGUUUUUUAUAAAAUCCUGACCCAAUUAAGAUAAUGUCAGAAAAGAAGUCUGAAAACUAUUUAUGGGUGAAUGCAGAACCUUUUGAUAUAGGUGUUUUACUUAUCCCACCACCGAGCAAAUUGACUCAUCAUAACUUAAGAAAACUGCAUGUGUAUGCAAAAAGCAAAGGUAAAGCAGGAUAUCCUAAUCUUAUAUUUCCAGUAUGGCACCAUGUUGCUUGCAAUAAACUGUCUAUAGAUGAAAAUCUAGCUUGGAUAUACUUCCAUACAUGUUCUGUUCUUAUUGGAUCUCAUGGGAAUGAAUCAAAUAUCAAGAAUGACCACAAAGAUCUUUGUAAAGAGAAGCGUAGUGUUGAUUUAUUGAAAUUUAUAUUGUACUUAUAUAUUCAACAUUCUAAUGUCAUUUCAAUGAAGUCUGCAAUUGUCACCGGGGAUGAGUACCCAUAUCGAAAUCGAGUCCAAGAAUUAGAGGGCAGAGCUGCCAUUGGUGUAAAGACUAUUGAUGAAAAUGCGCAAAUGUCCUUUGUUAUGGUUCACAUUUCUGAUAUUUUAGAAUUGCUUGUAGAGCCAGACAUAAAUAAUGCUAAAGAUGAGUUUCUGAAAUUGGAAGCUGUUAAUUCAUUGAGUUUUUUACUUGGGUCAAGUAAUAACACUCCAAUUGGGGAAAUUGCUUCACAGCCAAGAGAAGCUGAAGAGUCUGGAUUUGUGAAGAUAUCACAAACUUUUAAUUCAAAAAAGCUUCAAAGUUGGAUAAAGUCAAAUUUGCGACUUAACCCAUUUGGCGUUUUAUCCUGUUUAUCAUCAGGCUUAAAGUUAAAUUGUAAAGGUUUUAAUAGUGGUGAUGAAAGUUUAAAUGCAAGCAUAAACUUAUCUGAUGACACAAUUUUUAACACAACAUCAUUCAUGGAAAUUAAUACUUGUAAAGAUCAGCAUAAUAAAGAAACUGAUAUAAAUGGUUAUUUCAAAUUCCAUCAAACAAAUAUUGUUAAUAAAGUAAUUUCAAAUACAAAUUAUGCACCGGAACUAUACAAACGUUUAAUUUGUAAUCAAAUUUGUAAACGCACUGUUGCUCGUACAGGAAACUACUUAGCGCAUGCAUCUGUGAACAUUCAUAGAUGCCAAUAUUCACAUCUUUAUUUGUUAUCUCAUCUUCGCUCUGUUGUCAUUGAAAAAUGUCAUAAUUCAACCAUUGUUCUUGGAUCAGUGGCUACAUGUGUGAUAGUGGUUGCAUGCAAAAACAUUUGUUUGGUUGCUACCACAAAGCGUUUGUCUAUAAUCUCCUCCUCGAAUAGUUCUUUCCAUGUUUGUGUUCCUUCAGAACCAGUACUCAUUGGAAGUAAUGAAAAUAUUAAAUUGGCACCUUAUUAUACAUGGUAUCCUCAGUUAGAAAAAGAUAUGAAACUUGUUGGUUUACUUCCUGAACCAAAUUAUUGGAAUUUGCCCAUAGUCUUAAGUCGCAAAGAUGAUAGCAAUCAAAACAUAUGGCGUGAAUUACCUCCUGAAGAAUUUUCAAAGUUUGUUAUACCAUUUACUUUUGAAGGGACAACCAAGAAUUGUCCUGUCAGUAUACCUCGAAGAUAUAUCGAAGUAUUAAAUGAACGAGAAAAGCGGAUUGAACAAUGGCAUCAGUUAAUUAGAGAUUCAAACUUAAGUAAGGUGCAACGUGUUCAGCUACAGUCAGUUGUGAAUGAACGAUUUCAGGAAUGGCUAAAGGAGACUGGUAAUAUAACGUUUUUGGAAUCUUUAGCUCCACCUCAAAUUCGAUAAAUUUUCAAAAUGGCUUCUAUAUUAAUAUUGUAAACUUCUGGUCAACAAUUUAUUACUUGUAGUUCUUAUUUUUUUAAAUAUAUUUCUUACUUUUUA